Molecule: messenger RNA, 2646 nt
Organism: Archocentrus centrarchus (flier cichlid)
Lineage: Eukaryota; Metazoa; Chordata; Actinopteri; Cichliformes; Cichlidae
Product: protein-glutamine gamma-glutamyltransferase K-like
Exons: 14
Coding region: 79-2397 (772 amino acids)
Biological process (GO): peptide cross-linking
Molecular function (GO): protein-glutamine gamma-glutamyltransferase activity
Source: RefSeq, a predicted model, not a curated record
GGAACGACAAAGCCAGAGCGAAGAGACAAUUUCUCCCUCCAGUCUGCACUGUCACAUUUCUUCUCGAAGUGAACUGAGAUGCGUACAGUAGGUCGCUUUCCAUCGGUCACUCUUGGAUUUGGGGAUGACACAGAGAAAGAAAAAGACCCACCAAAGGAAAACACAGUAAAAAAACAAAAUGCAUGGCUGCGUAAGUUCUGCCCGUGCUGCCGUCACGCCGAUGAUGAGAUCACAGACACUGAAAUCACAGGGGUUGAUGACGGGGAUAAGGAUGAAGGAGAAAAGAAACCUGUGACUGGUGACAAAGAGCUUGAAGAACUCCUUCUAAAAGUGAAAUCAAUAGACCUCAUGAAAAGCAAAUCAGGGGAGAAUCGCACUGAGCAUCACACACAUCCCUACAACAGUGAUCAUUUAAUCAUCCGCAGAGGGCAGAGCUUCCAGAUGUGGAUAACCUUGUCCCGACCUUUCAACCCCAGCUCUGAUGAGAUUCAUCUGGACUUUAAAACAGGGCCACUGCCAGCAGUGGCAAAGGGAACUCAUAUAAUCAUCCCACUGGUGAAGACAUUGGAGGGCAAUGGCUGGGAGGCUGCUGUUGUGAAACAGGAGGACAAAAAGAUAAAGCUGGUAGUGAAUUCUCCACCCACAGCAGUCAUUGGCCGAUACCAACUCACGGUGGAAACAAAUAAUAAUCACGGCCGGUCCAUUUCCACACCUGACCCUGCCAAUGACAUCUACAUGUUGUUCAACCCCUGGUGUGCAGAUGACACUGUGUUCAUGGAUUCUGAAGAUGAAAGGCAGGAGUACAUCCUAAAUGACACUGGACGAAUCUACUAUGGCACAAAGGACCAAAUUGGAGCGAGGACAUGGAACUACGGACAGUUUGAUGAUGGGAUUCUUGCUGCUUGCCUCUUUGUCAUGGAAAAGAGUGGAACUGCUCCAUCUGGUUGGGGUGACCCAGUUAAUGUCGCUCGAAUCUUCUCAGGAAUGGUAAACUCCCCUGAUGACCACGGUGUUUUGGAGGGAAACUGGUCAGGAGAUUAUUCAAAUGGAACUUCUCCAACGGUGUGGAGUGGAAGUGUAGAAAUCCUCAAGGAAUACCAUAAAAAGAGUGGAACUCCAGUUAAAUAUGGCCAGUGCUGGGUCUUUGCUGGUUUGGUCACGACAGUUUCACGGUGUUUAGGUAUUCCCUGCCGACCUGUGACCAACUUCAGCUCGGCUCAUGACACAGACGUCUCACUGACAACAGAUGUAUACCUGGAUGAGAACCUGGAGCCUAUAGACCACCUCAAUAUGGACUCAAUCUGGAACUUCCAUGUGUGGAACGACUGCUGGAUGGCUCGUCCAGACUUACCUUCUGGCAAUGGAGGCUGGCAGGCUGUUGACGCCACACCUCAAGAGACCAGCCAGGGCACCUACUGCUGUGGCCCCACUUCUCUUGCUGCUGUCCUCUACGGUCAGGUCUUCUUCAAAUAUGACACGCCUUUUGUGUUCGCUGAGGUGAACAGUGAUAAAAUCUACUGGCAGAAGAAGGCAGAUGGGACCUUCAGCCAAAUAUACAGUGAGAAAAAUGUUGUGGGCCAUUCCAUCAGCACCAAAGCUGUUGGCUCUGAUGAACGCAGCGAUAUCACACACCUUUACAAACAUCUUGAAGGCUCAGAAGCAGAACGCAUUGCUGUAGAAACAGCAUGUAGCUACGGCUCCAAAGCAAAAACAUAUUCACCUCCUACAGCACAAGAUGUCUCUUUAGAAGUGACCGUGGAUGGUGAGGGUCCUAUAAUGGGAAAUGAUGCAGAGCUGAAAAUCACAUUGAGAAACAGCAGUUCAGAGCAGCGCAGUGUCACUCUGCAGAGCCAGGUGUCAGUCAUGUACUACACAGGUGUCAACAAGGCUACAAUCAGAACCGACACAACAGAUGUAGAAAUACUUCCCAAUGAAGAUAAGAUUCUGGAGUGGGCCCUGGACUACAAAACCUACAAGGACAAACUGACUGAUCAGGCUGCCCUGAUGCUUAUAGUAACAGGCAGAGUCAAAGUAACACGACAGAUCCUUGCUACCCAGUUCAGUUUCCGACUCAGGACCCCUGACCUCAUCAUAAAGCCAAUCGGGAAGGCCGUGGUAGGACAGAAGAUGUCAGUAGAGAUUUCAUUUACUAACCCACUGCCACAAGUGCUGACAGCAGUGAUCUUCAGUGUGGAAGGACUGGGCCUUCUGAAUGCUCGAAAGAUAAAUUAUGGAGAUAUUGGCAGCCACGCCUCUGUGUCUCUCACUGAGCAGUUUGUCCCCACCCUUUCUGGAACAAGAAAAUUAUUAGCUUCACUGCACUGCAAGCAGCUCACACAGGUCCAUGGUGUGAGUGACAUCGUUGUGGAGGAGAAAAGCAACGCCCCUGUACAGUGAUUAGAAAAUAGAACCACUGAGACUAAAUGCUGACAGUUGUUUCCUUUAUACAGGCAUUGAUUAUGUUGAUUAUUUUUUCAUAUAUAUAUAUAUAUAUAAUUUUUUUUUCCUUCUGUAUGAUAAGCCAGUAUUUAUUUUCACAAAGCACAGUAAUGAUUUAUUUGGAAAUUACACCAUUUAAUAGCAUGAUGGUGUUUGUGGGAUGUUACAGAAAAUAGACUGUUUUUACUGUAUGAAAACUAGUAAUAA